CACACACCCACACACUCACGCAGUGGGACUAACACAAACAGCCACAUCAAGUAAGCUGAGCAUCUCCAGCUGGUCCCCAGCCCUGCUCUGAGUUUGCUGAGUGGUCCACCAUGGCCUCCGCCCUAUCAGAAGAUCAGUUCAAGUGCUGCAUCUGCCUGGACUUCUUCAACCAGCCAGUGUCCAUCCCGUGUGGACACAACUUCUGCCUCCUCUGCAUCCAGCAGUUCUGGAAUACAGCAACCCGAAUAAACUGUCCACUCUGCAAAGAGAGUUUCCCCACCCGCCCAAAGCUCAGUAUCAACCGCGCCCUAGCUGAAAUCACUGAGGGCUUCAAAACCUCACUCAACAUCAGCCCUGAUCAGCCCAACAGUAAGAGCAGGAGCCAGAGUGUGAAGGGGGAAGACGAGCGGAUAUCAUCUCACGAGGAACCAAGAAGGAACCUCUGCGGAAAACACCGGAAGCCACUGGAAUUUUACUGCAAGACGGAAAAGAUAAAAGUGUGCUCAAAAUGUGUAGAAACCCAACAUCAAGGACACCAAACUGUCCAUGUGGAACUAGAGAGCAUCAGGAUGAGGGCUGAUCUUAAUGAGGUGGCGUCUAAACUGCAGCAGAUGAUCCAGGAUCGUGAAAAGAAGGGGUUUGAGAUUAAACGUUCAGCAGAGUUGCAUUAUAGAAGCUUGAACAAGGAGACUGAGCAGAGCAUUGAGAUCUUCAACUCCCUAAAGUGUUCAUUCCAGAGUGAACUGGCUGAGCUGGCGGAGAAACAGAGAGAGGUGACGAGGAACGCUGACUCGCUUUCAGAGGAGCUGCAGAAAGAGAUUGAUGAAAUCAAGAUGAAAAAGUGCACAGUGGAGCAACUCGCAAGCAUUGACGAUGAUCUGCAACUUCUACAGAAUUUCCAUUCUGUUGCAUCUCUUCCACGUACCAAGAACUGGUCCCAGACCAGAUUAAUUACCAGUAUGAGUACAGGAACAUUAAGAAGAACUAUAGAGGCGCUGAAGGAAGUUCUGCGUAAUCAGGAGAAGAUUCUUUGCGAUGCUGAGCUGCAUGAGAUCCAGCAAUAUGAAGUGGACAUAACCUUUGACCCUCAAACUGCUGCCCCCUGGCUGGUCCUCUCCUCCAACCUGAAGCAGGCCAGUCUAUCUGUUGGUGGCUUUCAGCCUGCGGUCACUCCUUCCUCUCCCAGCCCUCUGCGCUUUGACUCCUGUGUGUGUGUACUGGGCCAGCCGGGGGUCUCCUCCGGGAGGCACUACUGGGUGGUUCAGGUUAGAGAUAAGACAGACUGGGAGCUGGGAGUGGCCAGAGAGUCCAUCAACAGGAAGGGAGCCAUAUCGGUCCGACCGGAUCAGGGCUUCUGGGCCGUGGCUUCCCGUAAAGGGGGUCACCUGGUCGCCUGUGCCGGACCUGCCGUCACCCUGUUCUCUCCUGUAGAAAGGCUGCAGAGGGUCGGGGUGUUUGUAGACUAUGAGGGAGGAACUGUCUCGUUUUAUGAUGUUGAAUCCCGGAGCCAUAUCUACUCCUAUACCCGGUGCAGCUUCACUGAAAGACUUUACCCUUACUUCAACCCUUGUCUUCACGAUGAUGGGAAGAACACUGCACCACUGAUCAUCUGUCCUGUAGGCGGGGGAGAGGUUGCAACUUCAGACCUGAACCAAGAGGCAAGGAGACCUCCUCCACUGAUCAGACGCCAAUCAUCUCAGGGUUUCCUUUUACAGACUACCAAGCAAUAGAUAUGAACAAGCAGUGGAAAUCUUGACUCAUCUGAUUCUGCAACCAAGGCUGGAAUACUGACCAGGCCAGUGGGGCCAGUGCCCAGGGGCCCGUGAGGUCAUUUUGCGAUGCCUAUCAACAUUUAUGAUACAAUAUAUUUUUUUAUUUCUGAGUGCCCUCCAUUUUAAGGAUCCUCUGACUAGAGACUUUGACCCCAGGGCCUCUUGGGGGCCCUAGCCAUGCUUUUGGGCUCCUUCUGAAAAUGGAUGAGGCAUUGUGGCAUGGCUCUGACUUCAACUUCUGGCUGUUAGGGGUCCUUCACUUCCAUAGAAGUCGUUUACCAUGGCUUCUUAACUUUCUAGGGAUCUACAAAUUGCCAGGCAAGCUACCAUAUUUCAUAAGAGAAGUUUUGUUGCAAAUAUGCAAUUCAGGCCCUUACUUAAUGCUUCUGAACAAGCAAUCUGUCUGAUGAAUGUUAUCUUUGACACAGAUUAAAUUGAGUGAAUUUG
Molecule: messenger RNA, 2219 nt
Organism: Astyanax mexicanus (Mexican tetra)
Lineage: Eukaryota; Metazoa; Chordata; Actinopteri; Characiformes; Acestrorhamphidae
Product: zinc finger protein RFP
Exons: 7
Coding region: 111-1730 (539 amino acids)
Molecular function (GO): protein binding; zinc ion binding
Source: RefSeq, a predicted model, not a curated record